AUGAAUCAUAUUCAAAUUUUGGAGUAUGAAAACGAGUGUCAGCUUGCCAACGAAGUAACAUACCAUCCGGUUUAUCGGAUUGCUCAACUUUGGACUUUUGUUGUUUCAAUUCUCGCUAUUCCUGCACUUUAUAUUUUCCUAAUGAAACGCAUCCUGCCUCUUCCAUUUCAUGGAAAUAUUAAGUUUCUAUUGGUUUGCUAUUUUUCCGCAUCAUUUGUGUUUGCAGUUUUAUUAGCAUUCCUUUUUCUAUCACGUGGUAGCUCCACUGUUCAUUACCUCAAUGUGCGACCUUAUAAUUCGGCCAUCGCUCUAUAAAGUUGGUAAUUUAUCCUUAACUUUGUUUAUGACUAUUCAAAUGAUAAUGCCUUUGGGUUUUUCCAUCGAACGAUUUAUUGCCUUGAGCAUGACAAAAAGCUAUGAAAAUGUUCGGACAUUUUUGGGACCGCUCCUAGUUUUCACAUUGAUUGGAAUUGACUUGGCUUUACUUUACCAUGUAUUUCGAGAUGAAAAGUUUGAAGAUAGUUUCAUAUCAUUUGCCCUUGUCCCUGAGACCUCAGCCAUACCAUUCAAUAGCUAUUUUUGGGAGCUUUUAUAUGCAGAAAUUGGAAAUUUCAUUUGCAAUUGCAUAUUUCUAUUGGUUCACAGCAAAUUUAAAGCAAGAUUUCUCCAUCAACAACGAUCCUUAUCAGUAAGAUAUUUAUUGGAAGAAAUAUCCCAAACUUCAAAAUUCACAUUGAUUGUUAGCUUCACACAUCUUCUAUUUGUUGGAUGGUACCUUAUUGCAACAAUUUUUGUGAGAACUAUUGGUGAAGACUUUUUCGGAGGAUAUAUUCAUUAUACAGUGGCAAGAGGCGUUCAUAUUACUGUGCCAACAUAUAAUCUUACAAUAGUUUUUGUUGGAAUCAAGGCAUUAAGUUUUAUGAAUCUGAGAAGACAAAAUAAUGUUCAAAGCAAAGUUCAAAUACGAUCAACUGGAGCGGAAGGAGCUAGAAAUUAUGAGGAUGCGAUCGCAAAUUAUUGGAAUUUUGUGUCGCGGACCUAAAA
Messenger RNA from Caenorhabditis elegans, 1044 nucleotides. NCBI's taxonomy places the organism in Eukaryota, Metazoa, Nematoda, Chromadorea, Rhabditida, Rhabditidae. The record is from the annotation of a RefSeq genome assembly.